AUGCGAACACAGCAUCGUGUUUCCUCCGUUCCGGCCCAGCGACCUAGGGAGGCGUUGAAGGUGUCGCAUCGUCCCAGGUGGUUCCGUCCCUGUCCCGGAGUGCCGCCGGAGGUUCGCCGGAGUGUGGGCUGUGAGGUGGACCAAAAAGAGGGGUUUUCCGCACUUCCAAUUGACUUCUGCACUCCUUUGUUGAAGGAAAUGGUUAGACGUUGGGUUAGCCGCAACGAAUCUUUUGUUUUGAAGCAAACAAUGGUACCAUUUACAGUAGGCGAUGUUUGCAUGGGUUUAGGGUUGGGUGUUGGUGGUUUAGAUGUAAAUUUUGAUGAUGACUUUGAUGCUGUUGUUUGUCAUCAAUUUUCGUCAAAGUCAUUCACUGUAAAAGAUGUCAUACAUAGGAUAAAACAUUCAAAGGCAGUUAGUAACAUGCCUUUUAGAGUAUUAGCUAACAUUGAUAAUUUGUACGAAUAUAAUUGGGCAAAAGCUGUGCACACAUUUGUGGUAAAUAGUUUAGGAAAUGCUUCAAGGAAGAUAAGGCAAGGUGACAUAAGGGACCUAGGUCUUAGUGGGAAUGUUGCAGUGUUGCAGCUAUGGGCGGUUGAACGUUUGGGUUUAGCGGACGGUGCACAUGACAUUGUCUUCCCGCGAAUAAUGAAUUGGCGUUCGCUUAAGUUAAGGUGUAACAAAAUAGAGGAAUUGUUUAAACGGAAAGAGAUAUGUUGGGAGUGGUUUUUGCGGGACGAGGACCGUCAAAACUCAAUCAUUUGUGCGGCCCUUCAUUUGGAAGAAGGGUCAAUAGCGGAAGAUGAUGGAGAUGAGUUAGGGUUAAGUUGGGAACAAGUGGUCAUGAAGAAAAUUGAAGACAACCAAAGAAAAAUGGUUGCAAUGGAUAAAGAUUUAAGAAGUUUGGCUACAUUGGUAGGUGUUGGGAAGGAAGAUUAUGAGAAAGGGAAUGAUGGUAAAGAAGAGGAUGGUGAUGUUCAUGGUCAUGGUGGGGCACAUGGGGAAGGGCAAUGUUUUCAAACAUUCACGUAUAGUGAUGUGGGUGGUUGUUGCGAAGGACUGAAGGAUGUCGUUGAGGACGUUAUGGAUAUUGGACCUGUUGUAAGCACUGUGCCACUACAUGAUGACACUGAGGAUGAUAAUUUAUUGAAUGUAAAUCGAACACAGUUGUACAACAUGGUUAUUCCGUUUAAACUUCCUUGGAGGGUUGUUUCUGAAAUUUCCGGUCAAACAUUUGGAACCCAAGAGUGUUAUUCUUUUGGACCUAGGAUGCAGGUUGGCAACACGGGGAUUUUGUUUGCCACAUCAGUGUUCAUGUUCUUUGAAAGAAGGAGUACUGGAGUAGUGAAAAGGAUAUGUUUUAGUCCAUUAUAUGCGUCUAAUAUCAUCGGAUUUGAUGACAUUGUUAAUGCCGAAUUUUUGUUUGUCCCAAUUAUCCAUGACGGCCAUUGGUGGUGCUACGCUGUGAAGAUUCCAUCAUUGGAAAUAUUUGAUUGUGGAGUAAUUGUUUUGAAAAUUAUGGAGUUGUGGGAUGGCAUUGACAAAUAUGAAAGAAAGACAAUGCCCAGUUACACAACUGAAGAACUACAACAAGUUAGGGAGAAUUAUGUAUGUCAAUGGAUUUUGGAUGUGGACAACGUGCGGAGGAAUGAAGUCUUGGAAGAUUUAGGCAUGUUGUAA
This is a messenger RNA of Vigna angularis (adzuki bean), 1680 nucleotides long. RefSeq lists its product as uncharacterized. Bases 1 to 1680 code for a protein of 559 amino acids. The record is from RefSeq and is a predicted model, not a curated record. The transcript is spliced from 11 exons. NCBI's taxonomy places the organism in Eukaryota, Viridiplantae, Streptophyta, Magnoliopsida, Fabales, Fabaceae.